This is a messenger RNA of Cuscuta epithymum, 2385 nucleotides long. NCBI's taxonomy places the organism in Eukaryota, Viridiplantae, Streptophyta, Magnoliopsida, Solanales, Convolvulaceae. The record is from the annotation of a GenBank genome assembly.
GCACGCUUCGGCUAGAAACUUGUACUCCCUAGUCCGUACAAGCUAAGCCGCCCUGGGUUCUCUCCUGGCUGCGUGUCUUCUCAGUCCGGUCAAUUUUACAACUUACAAGUAAACACGGAGAGAAGAGAAGUCGAAGAAAAUGGCAGAGAACGGAAGCAGAGCAACUUCCGCCGAAGAAGGUCCGGCGAUAGGAAUCGAUCUGGGGACCACAUACUCUUGUGUUGGAGUUUGGCAACCCCAGCAUGACCGUGUGGAGAUCAUCGCCAACGAUUUAGGCAACCGUACGACGCCGUCAUGGGUUGCCUUCACAGAUAUUGAACGCCUCAUCGGUGAAUCUGCCCAGAACCAGGCUGCAAAGAAUCACUCUAAUACCAUCUUCGAUGUGAAGAGGCUGAUGGGUAGAAAAUUUGGUGAUGAAACCGUACAAAAUGAUAUGAAGCACUGGCCAUUUAAAGUCAUAUCUGGCCAUGAUGAUGGCAGUGGACAGAAACCUAUGAUUGCUGUGCUUUAUAAACGUGAAGAAAAGUUAUUUGCUGCUGAGGAGAUAUCUUCAAUGAUCCUCCAAAAGAUGAAGACUGUUGCAGAGACUUACCUGGGAAAACAAGUGAAUAAUGCUGUGAUCACUGUUCCUGCCUACUUCAACAAUUCCCAGCGUCAAGCAACAAAAGAUGCAGGUCUCAUUGCGGGACUUAAUGUCUUACGUAUCAUAAAUGAGCCCACAGCUGCUGCAUAUGCCUAUGGUCUUCACAAUAAAGAAACUGCAAAUGCUGAUUCUGCUUUAAAGACCAUUCUGGUCUUUGAUCUUGGAGGUGGUACUUUUGAUGUCUCCAUUGUCACAAUGCAGAAGGGCGUGUUUGAAGUCAAAGCAGUUAAUGGUGACACUCACCUUGGCGGAGGAGAUUUCAAUAACAGAAUGGUGGCCCACUUUCUUGAAGAGUUCGAGAGGAAACACAAAAAAGAUAUAAGGGGAAAUCCUAGGGCUCUUGCGCGGUUAAGAGCAGCUUGUGAAAGGGCCAAGAGAAACCUCUCUUCAGUUGUUGAAACGUCUGUUGACAUUGAGUGUCUGUUUGAGGUCAUUGAUUUCUCUUCGAGCAUUAGCCGUGCACGAUUUGAGAAGAUGAAUAUGGAUCUGUUCAACGAUUGCAUGGAGACAGUUGAGAGGUGUUUGAAGGAUGCAAAGAUGGAGAAGAGUGAUAUCCAUGAUGUUGUUCUGGUUGGUGGGUCAACCCGAAUCCCAAAGAUUCAGACUUUGUUACUAGACCUCUUUCAGGGAAAGCAUUUAUGCAAAAGCGUUAACCCAGAUGAAGCAGUUGCCUAUGGAGCAGCUUUUCAUGCUGCAUCCCUGAAUGGUGCCUCUUUGGGUGUGUAUAAGGAUAUUAUCCCCUUGGAUGUUGUUCCUUUAUCUCUUGGUAUUAAGUUGCAUGGUGGUGAAAUGUCAGUUUUCAUUCCAAGGAAUAGUCCCAUCCCCACAAAGAUAGUAAAAGACAACUUUGCAAUGCCUUCAGACUACCCUACCACUUGUAGGAUUGGGGUGUAUGAGGGAGAGAUGCCCAUAGCAGAAGACAACAACUUCCUGGGCAAAUUCUUUCUCCAUGACAUUCCACAACUACCCAAAGGUGAUGCUAGGGUCAACGUUAGCUUCGAGAUUGAUACCAAUGGAAUCUUGACUGUGUCUGCAGAACUAGCCGGGAGUAGCAACAAGGACCAAAUCACAAUAACCAAUCACAGCGGAAGGUUGUCAAAAGAGGAGAUUGACCGUAUGGUAAAGGAGGCAGAAAGUUAUAAGGCAGAAGACGAGGAGUGCAAGAAGUCACGUGAAGCUAAAAAUGCUCUGGAGAGUUACAUUGACUACGCGAAGGUCAUUUUGAGAACAUGUCAAUCCAGGGUCGGGAGGGAAGACAUGUUAACUUUGAAGGACACAGUGGAGAAGACUGAACAAUGGCUACAGUGGAAUAACCUUCUUAGUAUUGCUCGCAAAUUUGAUGAAAAGAGAGUAGAGCUAGAGAUCAUAUGUGAGUCCAUUGUUUCAAAGGUGCACCCUCGGAAGGGAAGCCACACUGUUGACGAGCCUUACACCGUUGAGCUGGUGGAGUAGCGGAGGCUGAUGAAGGAGGGUAUAGAGCUUGAAAACCUUUUUUGUUUGACAACAUUAUGACCUCCAGGGAACAUAUCCCUGUUAGCUUAACCCUCGCAUUUUCCCCUUCGUUGCUGUAUGUUGACCCAUUGUUUCGUGUUUAAAACGUGUCUUCUAGUAGGCCUUGUUUAUUUAUCCUUAUGCUAUGUUGCUUAGCUCUAGUUUUAAUGUGCAUUUACCUACUUUUUGGCUCAGAUUCCCUCUUGUGUUCGUUGUGUUUUCCCUAACGGCUUUGCCAUUUUGUAGACCAA